UCCCGCCUAACUGGACUCCUAGAGUCCAUCAUGUUUUCCCACCAGCCUACGUGGGACGAUUGCCAGCAACUUCUGGGGGUCCUUUUCACCACAGAAGAAAGGGAACGCAUCCUCCUGGAAGCUAGGAAGUUGGUCCCUGGACCGGACGGGCGGCCAACUCAGCUCCCCAAUCUCAUUGAUGAGCACUUUCCCCUUCAGCGCCCAACGUGGAAUCCGAACACUCCGGAAGGUAGGGAGCAUCUGUCCCUCUAUCGCUAGACUCUAAUGGCAGGUCUCCGUGCAGCGGCCAGAAGGCCCACUAAUUUGGCUAAGGUAGGCGAGGUUCUUCAAGGGUCUGAAGAGACUCCCUCUGCCUUUCUUGAGAGACUCAUGGAAGCAUAUAGAAGGUAUACACCCUUUGACCCACAGUCAGAGGAAUUGAGGGGAGCAGUGAGCAUGGCCUUUAUAGGGCAGUCUGCCACAGAUAUACGGCGGAAGCUGCAAAGAUUGGACGGGUUACAAGGGAUGAGCCUGAGGGACCUGGUUAAAGAGGCAGAAAAAGUCUAUUAUAGGGAGACCGUGGAAGAAAAAGAGGCUCGGUUAGAAAAACAAAGAGAGGAAAAAGAAAAAGAGCAGCGGAAACGCCAAAACCGGGAUCUAACACGGAUUCUUGCAGCCGUGGUAAGAGACGGGCCGGGGCCGCGGGGGCGAGGAGGAGGAGGUCGGGGAGGCCGUCCUCCUUUGGGACCAAAUCAAUGCGCCUACUGCAAAGAGGAGGGUCAUUGGAUCAGAGAAUGCCCGAAGAAGCAGAAAGGGCGGGGCCGGCAGGUCCUCGCCCUUGGGGACUGAGGGAGUCAGGGUUCGGACCCCCUCCCCGAACUCCGGGUAAUGUUUGAAGUGGAGGGGACCCCAGUGGACUUUGAGGUGGACACGGGGGCAGUCUAUUCAGCCAUCCAGCAUCCACUAGGCCCUCUGUCUACCUGAAAGUCACUGGUCCAAGGAGCAAAUGGAAGCAGAGAGAGACCCUGGACCACCCAGAGAACAGUCAACUUGGGAAAAGGUACUGUGCAGCAUUCUUUUCUGGUCUUACCUGACUGUCCGGCACCCCUAUUAGGUAGAGACCUCCUGACAAAACUGGGAGCUCAGAUCUCCUUUACCUCUCGGGGCCCAGAAUUAAAAUUUGCCCACCCGAAAGUAGGGGACCUCCAUCUCCUCACGCUAGAACUUCCAGCUGCUGAGGAAUACCGUCUGUAUGGAGCAGUGGCAAAAGCCUCUAUAGCCACUGUUUCACCGUACAACGAGGAGUGGAUUCAUAGGUUCCCUAAUGCGUGGGCAGAGACGGGGGGCCUCGGACUGGCUAAGGAGCAACCCCCGGUGGUGGUCACCCUCAAACCCACCACGGUACCCAUGCGAGUAAGACAAUACCCGCUUAGUCAAGAAGCCCGAGAAGGCAUAAAACCCCACAUCAAGAGGUUUCUGGAACUGGGCAUACUGAAACCAUGUCAAUCAGAGUGGAAUACUCCGCUCCUGCCGGUAAGGAAGCCAGGAACAGAUGACUACAGACCAGUCCAGGACCUGAGAGAAGUAAACUCCCGGGUAAUAGACAUUCACUCUACAGUGCCCAACCCCCAUAACUUCUUGAGUACCUUACCUCCAGGGCGCAACUGGUAUACUGUUCUGGAUUUAAAGGAUGCCUUUUUUUGCCUCCCCCUCCACCCUGAUUCUCAAAAGCUCUUUGCCUUUGAAUGGUCAGACCCUGAGGGAGGGGGAACAGGGCAACUGACAUGGACCAGACUUCCGCAAGGAUUUAAGAACUCUCCAACUAUCUUCAAUGAGGCUCUACACCGAGACCUUCGGGAGUAUCGAGAGACCACCCCUGAUGUCACCCUCCUCCAGUAUGUAGAUGAUCUACUCCUGGCAGCUGAGACUCGGGACACUUGCAAACAAGGGACUGAGAAACUUCUGGAUACCCUGGCCAGCCUGGGGUACAGGGCGUCCGCCAAGAAGGUGCAGAUCUGCCAAAACAAAGUCAUCUUCCUCGGUUACUCCUUGGAGGGAGGGAGGAGGUGGCUCACCGACGCUCGUAAGCGAACCGUGGCCAGCAUACCUGCUCCAACGGACCGCCGGCGGUUACGUGAAUUCCUGGGUGCAGCUGGGUUCUGCCGGCUUUGGAUUCCAGGGUCCGCUGCCAUCACAGAGCCUUUUCUUCCCUUGUUAAAAGAAAAGACCCCCUUUGUCUGGCAGGAAGAACACCAGGCUGCAUUCGAAAAGUUAAAGAGGGUGCUCUUAUCCGCUCCAGCACUCGUUCUCCCGGAUGUGAGGAAGUCAUUCACUUUGUACUUGCAUGAAAAGGGUGGGGUGGCGGUCGGCGUCCUAGUACAAGCCCUCGGUCCGUGGAAAAGACCAACCGCUUACCUAUCCAAGCGGCUAGAUCCUGUGGCCAGGGGAUGGCCAAUCUGCCUAAGGGCGGUGGCUGUGGCAGCCAUGCUGGUGUGGGACUUGGACAAAUUAACUUUGGGACAACAUCUGACUGUUAUAGCUCCCCAUGCAUUGGAGAGCAUUGUCCGCCAGCUGCCUGACCGAUGGCUUAGCAAUGCUGGGGCCACUUAUUAUCAGGUAACUCUGCUGGACCGGGACCGCAUCACCUUUGGGCCCCCAGCUAUCUUAAACCCUGCCACGCUCCUCCCAAUUGCUGAACAAGGAGAGGAGGGAGUGCUGGUUCAUGACUGUGGUGCCAUUCUGGUGGAAGAAACCGGGGUCCGGACAGAUUUAACGGACCAACCGCUGGCUAACCCUGACCUGAUAUGGUAUACAGAUGGCAGCAGUUUCCUAAAUGAGGGCCAGCGGAGAGCGGGAGUGGCAGUAGUGGACAAAAAUAAGGUCAUCUGGUCUAGCAGCCUCCCAGAGGGAACCUCGGCUCAAAAAGCUGAAUUGAUUGCACUCACCCAAGCACUUACCAUGGCAGGUAAACGGGCUACCAUCUACACAGACAGCCGGUACGCAUUUGCAACCGCGCAUGUGCAUGGGGCCAUAUACAGGGAGAGGGGACUGUUAACUUCAGCCGGAAAAGAAAUUAAAAAUAAAAAAGAAAUCAAGGCAUUAUUAGAUGCUGUCAUGCUGCCUUGCGCACUGGCCAUCGUGCACUGCCCAGGGCACCAGAAAGGUGACUCCCCAAUUGCGGUCGGAAACCAGAGGGCUGACCAGGAAGCAAGGGAAGCAGCUCUCCGAGGCACCAGGCACCUGAUAGUCCACCUAUCACCCCCUGAAAGCCCGGUCUCUGAAGAACCCUCGUCCCCCGAAUCCCUGAAGGACACGCUGGAGCGAAUCCACAAGCUGACCCAUCUGGGUAGCCGAAAGUUAGUUCAACUCACUGAAGAAAAUAAAACUCACUCCCCGUCUGAAAGGAAGCAGAUGGCGGAGAAAGUGAUAGCGGACUGCCAAGCCUGCCAACAGGUUAAUGCCUACCCUAGUCGGUUGGCUCCUGGAAAGAGGCUACGAGGAAGUCGGCCUGGCCAACACUGGGAAGUAGAUUUCACUGAAAUACAGCCGGCUAAAUAUGGCCUAAGGUAUUUACUAGUGUUUGUAGACACCUUUACAGGAUGGGUAGAAGCCUACCCCACCAAAAAGGAGACUGCAGCAAUAGUCGGCCUUACCCCUUUUGAACUACUCUUUGGUUGUGCUCCCCCAGUUAAGGACUUAGCCUUCCAGAAAGGGGAAAUCAUGCCUUCCUUCCUAUCUGACAGACUGCGAGCCUUGGCGGUGGUCCAGUACACCCUGUGGAAACAGUUGUCUGCUGCGUACCAGCCCAGUGGAGAUGGUCCUGCCCACCGGUUCCAUGUAGGGGACUUCGUGUAUGUCCGCCGGCACCAGCAUCAGACCCUAGAACCUUGGUGGAAGGGUCCCUAUCAAGUCCUGUUGACGGAGUUGCUGCGUGGAUCCAUGGCUCCCACCUUAAGCCCGCGCCUGCUCCAGAUGUGGAUUUGGACUGGACUGUGGAACGGACUGACAAUCCCCUCAAGCUUCGGAUCCGAUGUGGAAAUCAGCCGAACUAAUCCGCACCAACCUGUGAGCCAAACAUGGCAAGUACUGUCGGGGGCAGGGGAUGUGGUUUGGGAGAAAACCGGUAGGCACUCUCUUUGGACUUGGUGGCCUGCCCUGGAACCCGAUCUCUGCCACAUGCUGGCAGGAGCAGAAGACUUUGACAUCCCAACCACUGACCCGGCAAACCCAGGUGAACCAGAAGUGUGCACCCAAAGUGGACGCUGCCCCUAUUCGCGUUACCCGGCAGGGUGCUGA
Molecule: messenger RNA, 4275 nt
Organism: Onychomys torridus (southern grasshopper mouse)
Lineage: Eukaryota; Metazoa; Chordata; Mammalia; Rodentia; Cricetidae
Biological process (GO): proteolysis; virion assembly; DNA integration
Molecular function (GO): aspartic-type endopeptidase activity; RNA-DNA hybrid ribonuclease activity; zinc ion binding
Source: RefSeq, a predicted model, not a curated record